CGGCUCCGGUUGCCACAGUAACAGCGUCAUUGAAACAGACGGAUCUCGAUUCCCGGGAGCUGCGAGAAGCCGGCGUGAGGGCUGAGUGACCACCCGGUGUGACCCGCACACCCGACUGACACCCGUGUACUGUACAGAAGUGUCUACAAUUUCCAUGCUUACACUACAAGGUACAACCGACAGAUACCAGUUCUGAGCACAGAGUAUUAUGCAGUCCAAAGUAAUGCGUUCUGGGAGCUUUGCUGAUCUGCGGCCCAUCACGCGGGGAAUCACCUUUGCGGGUCGGCCUCUUUCCUCCUCGCACAGAACCGUCUCUCGGAGCAGUAAUUCUUCUUCUGUGAGGUCUUCUCUAUUGUCUUCAAUUAUCUCUGUCCCGGAUCCCAAUCUCUCCAUUCAAGAUAUUGAGAAAAUAUUAUACCAAAGAGUAGACGAGAUUGAAGAAGAUUUAAAAAAUGCAUUUUUUACUCUGGAUGUUGAUCACACGUUCACUGUCACCAAAGGCCAAUUUUACAGAGUUCUGAAAAACUUCGUCAUAACCCUAACACAGCGGCAGUUUGAUGAACUGUUAUCAAAGAUCCCGGUCCUGUGUAAUGGCGCAAUUCCAUAUCUUGAUUUCUUGGCCAAGUUCCACCAAGCUGACACAAAUGUUUCCCAGGGGAAAAGGAGGUGGAGUUGUAGUCAAGCAAAUCAAGUAAUGACCCUGAAUGAGCUGGAGUCCCGGCUGAAGGACAUGAUAUCAAAGAAUCUGAAAAACUUUGUCAGGUCCUGUCGACUCUUUGAUUACAAUCAAAAUGGGCAAAUUCAGAAGCACGAGCUCCGACGCAUCCUGGAAAACUGCUGCUUCAAGAUGAAGAAUGUUGAGUAUGAGAAGCUCUGGAACCGCUACUGCGUAGGCAGAAAACACACCCUGGAUUACAAGGAGCUGCUGAGGAGCCUCGGGGCCUCUAUGGGGCAACAGAGCAAGCCAGCGCAGGAGAACGUGGCACAAGCAUUAAAUUGGGAAGCGGUAAAAUUGGAGCAGGAGAAGCAAAAAGGGUGGAGACUGCCUUCUUCCCAAGAUGGCUUCAGCGCAGAGGACUAUACCCUGGAGGAGCUGGAGGUGUUAUUUAGGGAGAAGAUCUCCUCCGCGUACCCCGAUCUUGUGAAAGCCUUCACAUCGUAUGACCCAGAUCGCACAGGAUGCGUUCCUCUGGAUGCCUUAAAGUCGGUCAUUAAUAACUUUGUUUUCCUGCUUCCAGACCGAACAUUUCACGAGUUAAUGAGCAGGAUCAAAUUCAAAACCACAGACACAGUUUCCUGGGAGCAAUUUCUAAAGAAAUUCCAAGGCUCCGGUUACAUUGAAAAUGGACAAACACUGCCAAUUCGGCCAAGUCACAGGACCAAUCCGGUGAAAGACAGACAUGUCCAUUAUUCCAACGAUCACAUCCUUCAGAAACUCCACCAGCACUUCCAGGAGUCCUACCCCUCCCUAAAACAGGCCUUCCUCAUACUUGAUGAGGGACGCAACGGCAGAGUUAGCAGGAAGGAGCUGCGCCGUAUCGUCGACUGCAUGAUGUUCCGAAUCACCGACGAGCAAUUCAAGGAGCUGAUGAUCAUCCUUGACCCAGAACACACGGGAUUUAUCAGUUAUCACCAGUUCUUAGACCUGUUUGAAGACAAGGAGUCUGUGACAGGCCACAAAUGGUUAAAUAAUCCCAGACAUCCAGCAAAGGAAACUCCGAUUGUGCUGCCUUUGGAUACGGUAGAAGCCAUUCUGUGUGACAAGAUCAGCAGCCACUGGAAGGACUUCUCCAAAGCCGUCCAGUCACAGGACACUAAGGGAUCUGGGAUCAUCAACAAGGACCAGUUUAAAAGAAUUCUCCAGUCAUAUUGCUCAUCCAUGUUGGACGACCACUAUAGCAUGAUUUGUGAUCGCUAUGGCUGUGGCUCUUCUGACUGCAUCGCGUACGUGGAUUUCCUGCGCAAUUUGGGAGUGUCUGUCUGUCACGCCGAUGACUUAAAUGGUGUAAGCACAGUCAUUCUGGACAGAAACCAGUUCCAAGAGGAAUUAAGACAGACUGAUCAUUCUGACAGAAUGAGAGAGAUUGAACAUCAAGCCAGUCACUUUAUCAGGAACAUUGCUGUUGAUGAGGUGAUGGACAAGCUGAAGGACUGCAUAACGAAGCACAGUUUUACGCUAAAGGAAAGUUUUCUUGCCUGCAAUAGACAGCCAAAUGGAAAAGUCUCAAAAAAAGACUUCAGAAAGGUUCUGCGGGAUCACCAGCUGUAUUUGGAUGACGAUCAGUUUCACGACUUAACCCAAAAAUUGGGAUUCACAAAGGAAGGGCUCAGUUAUCUGGACUUUGUGUCAUUAUUUGAAGUCCCAUCAGGAGAUGGUCCCGUGGAUAAGUUACAUAAUAGCCCCAACCACCGAGUGAAUAACACCAAGUCUCAUUACAUGACCGCAGAGGAGUGUCUCAUGCAGUUUCCCGAUAAGCUAAAAGAAGGAUACGGGGAUACGUACACCGCCUUUUAUAAAAUAGACAGCAACCGCGACGGCAUUGUCACCAUGCAUGAUUUCCGCCACCUCUUGGACAGCUUCAUGUUCUUCAUCACCCAGAAGGAGUACGAACGGUUGCUGAGUCUCCUGGGACUGGACCUAAUGUCCACCCUAAAUUACAUAGACUUCCUCAGCCUAGUACAAAGGCAGGAAAAAGCCGACUGCCCUCCCUGGCUCAACUCGUCUUACAGGCCAAAACAAAGCCAGGACACUGCGGAUCUAGCCUGCGAGCAGGCUCAUUACUACCUCGUUACCAAGGCACAAGGCAGAUGGCACGACCUAGCGAAGACAUUCUGUGAAAUCGACCGUGACGGAAAUGGCAUUAUACAGAAGAAAGAUCUGAGGAACGUUUUAUAUCGAUUCUCGCUUCCUAUAACAUCACAUGAAUUUGAGAAACUCUGGCUCAGGUACGAUCCGGACGGAAAGGGUCAUCUCACCCAUCAGGAAUUCCUCCAGAAACUAGGAGUGAACUUUGCAUCUGGAGAUAGUGGUCCAAGCAAACGUAUCAUAGAAGACAACUGCCAGACCCUAGAGAAACACUACAACACCCAGCAGAAACUUCACCAGGAGUUGCAGGCGUUCCACGUGCACCAAACCCAAGCUCUGGAUAUUAAAGAUAUCGAACAGCAAAUAAAGGAUAAAUUCAGAGAGUAUUACCCGGACUUUGCUGCCGCUUUCGCUAAAAUAGAUAAAAACAAGGACGGAUUCAUAACCGUACAGGACUUUCGGGAGAUGCUGGAACACCUGCACUUUUAUCUGGAUGAUGAUCAGUUCCUCAACCUCUUAUACAGGCUGAGGCUACGGGUUCAUGACAACAAACUUUCUUAUUUUGACUUCUUGAAAAUAAUUGACGAUGGGAGGGCUUCCAAGUACGGGCGACGGCGAGAGCAGAUUGUGCCAGCAGAGAACUUCCAACCUCUCAGCUCACAGAAGCUGCUUGUGAAACUGAAAGAGGCGGUACUAACGUCGCAGGAAGAGCUCUACAAGGUCUUUUCUUCCUUUGCUCAGGACGACGCUGGCACAAUACAGCCUUAUGAAUUACACCGGAUUCUUGACAGCUUCUGUUUUAAGCUAACGGACAAGCAGUUCAACUACGUGCUGAGCAAGCUUUCCCUGAACACGCAGCACACAAUAGCCUGGGAGGGCUUCCUGCGCAGUGUCUCCACGCUUGGCUCUGAGACUGACUCCACCUGGGCAGAGAGAGUGGAGAGAGCCACCAGGAAAAGAUCUGGCCAAGAGAUGACCAUGACAGACAUCUUGCCAAACAUCCAAGAAAUAGUCACCACGCGGUUUUACUCCAUCGCUCAGGAUCUCCUAAACACAGAUUAUGCCGGCAUAAACGUCGUUUCAAAGGAGGAUUUCCGAGAGAUUUUCAACAGACAUUUCAUGUUACUGACAGAUGACCAGUUCGAAAACCUUUGGAACACAUUGCCUCUGAAUUCCUACGGUAAUCUCUUAUACCACGAGUUCUUGAAGAAGUUCAGCUGUGAAAUGCCAGCAACUCCGUUACGAGACCUUUUAUCUCGCAAUAGUGAAGCAAGCUACAAGUCGGAGUCGCCGGUCACGCAAGUCCGAGUGCCACCAGGAGCCAGGCGGCCCAAAACGGCACCAUCUAUUUUUCAUAAGCCAACUACUCCUGUCCAAAGGCCACGCACAGCCGCGCCACGCUCGGUGCCACUCGUUAACUGCGAGCAAGUAGAAAAUAGGUUUCAAAGUAAUCUGGGAAAAUGCUGGCAGGAGGUAUAUAAAGCGUUAAAGGAAAAAGAUCCUGAUAAGCAGGGAGCGAUUACUCCAUCUGACUUCUCAGCUGUAAUGAGAAGAUUUAACAUGGACCUUUCUGAGGAGGAACUGGAGCAGCUAACACUGAAAUAUGACUUACGAAACAACGGCAAGCUCUCCUACUCAGACCUCCUGCGUAACGUCACGCUCGGGCCGAAGCCACAAGGAAACGCCCUCUUGCAGAGGAUGAAGCUGCAGAAGCCACGACUACCGAUGAGCACAGAACUGCACAAACCCUGGUUCAUGGACAUAAUGCUCAGAAUCCAGCCUAAGAUAGCGAAUGGCUGGAGACCAAUGAGAAGAAUGUUCCAGUCGUAUGAUGACGCACGGACGGGGUAUAUCAGCAUUCAGGAUUUUAAACAGGUGCUGCGGAAAUUCGGCAUUAACCUUUCAGAGGAUGAAUUCUUCCACAUUCUGAAUCACUUUGACGAAAACGUUAAAUCUAAGAUACCUUACAAUGACUUCCUUCGCCAGUUCCUGCGAUAAGAACACUCAGUGUUCGCUUGUAACGUAUCAGCUGAUAUUUAUAUUUGAUUGAAACAGGAUGAGCACAUUUACAAGGCAGCAGAGCCGCAUUAACGUUUUCCACAGCUCAUAGAGCACAGACUGAUAAAUAACUUUCUAAUAGAAAACAAGCGCGGCCGCUGUACUAAACUCCACUGAACAGUGUCUACUUUUAUCACCUAAUUACUUUAAUAAGACUAUAAUAACUUCACAUCUUUAAAGUUUAUAAAUCCAAAAUGCGUGCGUACAAAGAAACUGGAUUGAUCUCCAGAACCCUUUCACCCUAAUUCAUUGCUAAAAAUAAAAUACGCCUCUAGUACUUUACAGGAUGUGUUAUUUGUAAUCACAUGCCGCACAUUCAUUCUAAAUAUCAGGCAGAGAUCAUUUUAAUUAAAACUCACGUUUUCAUGAAACCUAUAGAUUAAUUGAUGUUUUUGUAUUGUUUGGCUUUUUUAAAUAAAUUCCAAUGAUGAAAAA
Pseudophryne corroboree (corroboree frog) is the source of this 5299-nucleotide messenger RNA. It is a transcript of the gene EFCAB6, whose product is annotated as EF-hand calcium binding domain 6. The record is from RefSeq and is a predicted model, not a curated record. Gene Ontology annotation, molecular function: calcium ion binding. Gene Ontology annotation, cellular component: nucleoplasm. The coding region runs from base 209 to 4804 and encodes 1531 amino acids. The transcript is spliced from 32 exons. Lineage: Eukaryota; Metazoa; Chordata; Amphibia; Anura; Myobatrachidae.